This is a messenger RNA of Acanthoscelides obtectus, 444 nucleotides long. Lineage: Eukaryota; Metazoa; Arthropoda; Insecta; Coleoptera; Chrysomelidae. The record is from the annotation of a GenBank genome assembly.
AUGGUCACCUCAGUUGUUCUUUUGUUUUUACUUUUCGCUAAUUUCGUACCUUCGAGGCCUUCUAUCCGAGAGGAGAAGAGUCCGGCCCUGCUAGGGCGGCACAUUCCCACGGAACCUUCUAUAAACAUAGAAACCCGGCACUGGUGGACGCAAAAAAUGCAGCGGCGUACGGUUUUAGAUUCGAUGGGGGUAGAAGAUUCAACUAUGAAUAGGAAUAAUCUUGAAAUUGCAAGUGCGGUGGAAUGAAAAUAUAUUUUCGUGCAAUAUUAAUGUAAUAAAUAUCCUGUUUUCAUGUGGUGCUCUGUUUCAAUUUGAUAUUUAGUAAAGCCUAAGAGAAGACCUUGAUAAAUAUAAUUACACCAAUUAUCACUCUGAAAAUAAGGUUAACAUUUUGGUUAGCCAACUAAGUGACAUAUUAAGAUCUUUAACUGAUAAAAAUACAAC